This is a messenger RNA of Mesorhabditis belari, 1947 nucleotides long. The record is from the annotation of a GenBank genome assembly. Lineage: Eukaryota; Metazoa; Nematoda; Chromadorea; Rhabditida; Rhabditidae.
AUGUUGAUGCAGAGAAGAAUCAUACCUAAACACCCCGAUCGAAACUAUUGCUACAUUGAUAAAACGUACACGAAAAGUGAAAUUUGUCAAUAUGUACAAGAUGAGAGUGAUAAAUGCGAGGGUGGUGGUUAUUUCACGUGGACACGGUGGACUGAAUGCGCGAGUAGCUCGGCCAGGGUUUUCAUCAUUAUUGGAGCUAUUUUCUAUAUGUUAUAUCUAUUCGUUGCCAUUUCCGCAGCAGCUGAUGAUUUCUUUUCACCGAAUGUCGCCGGAAUUGUAGCCCAUCUAGGGAUCUCGGAAAGCAUUGCUGGUGUUACAUUCAUGGCAUUUGGCAACGGAGCUCCAGAUAUUUUUGGCGCAAUCGCUUCAGUGCUCAGCACUCCAAAGCCCAAAGCUGGGUUCGCUGUUGGAGAGCUUUUAGGUGCUGGCACAUUUGUAACGCUUUGUGUGACAGCAACUAUCGUUUUCACAAAACAAUUCAAGGCAGCUGUUUUUGAAACAAUUCGUGAUUUAUCAUUCUACCUACUAGCGCUUGGAUGGAUUCUUUUCGUCUUCAUUUAUGAUAAAAACAUUUACCUAUUUGAGCCUUUAGUCUGUUUGGGGAUUUAUGGGUGCUACGUUGGAACCGUUGUUUUCAGUCAUUUCUUACAUAAAAGAAGAAAGGCUGCUCGCCGCGCCUCGCGACGAUCCAGUCAUUUCAGCAGAAAUGCGAGCGUUCGACCGAAUAUCGCCAUUAAUGAUACAGAUAAAAACUAUACUGACGGUCCGCCGGUUCAUAUAAUUUCGGCUGCUGUUGACAGAAUCGCCGCCGCUAAUGGGAAUUUAUUGAAUGGAGUCGAGAAAGAAAACCCGAAUCCCGUGCCGAAACCUGGGGAUUUAAGGAGACUUUCUGUUUCGCUAUACGCUAGACGUCGAAGUCAGACGUCGAGAAAAUCAACGGACAAAUCGAACAACCUUCAUCCAGGCGUUUACCACAACGAAGCACAUCAUGGGGAUUCUGAUUCGGAUUCCGAAGAGAUGAUUUGGGUCGGUCAUCAUCUCAUUUCCGCGUCAGCAAAUCGCAGUCGAGCGCAAUCAAUUAUUCCACCCGCCGAAAUUCACUCAGCCAAGUCUCUUUUUGCUGACAUUUAUCACCAUUUAUUACCGAUUUCUUCAGAAGAUUGGGACGAUGCUGGCUAUUUUGGGAAAUUCAUGCUUAUUAUUAGUGUGCCGCUAACAAUCGCUUUCUGCCUGACGAUUCCCCUGGUCGAUCAAGCAUGGUCAAAACCGGUCGCUUUGCUUCACGCUUUCUUUGCUCCUCAAUUUUUCCUUUUUGCAAUUCAGGACUGGAACUUGCAACCAUUCGAUGGCUCACCGGGCCUUUGGGCGUACGCUUUAGUGUUCUCGCUAAUCGUCGAGAUUCUUCUCAUUCUUUACACCACCGUUCAACACGAGCCUCGAUUUUAUAAGCAACUCAGCAGCUACGCCGGUUUUCUAAUGUCGAUCUCAUGGAUUUAUCUGGUGGCUAAUGAGGUGGUCAGUGUGGUGACAAUGCUCGGUGUGAUCUCACAACUUUCGCACGAGUUACUCGGAUUGACGAUUCUCGCGUGGGCGAACUCGAUCGGUGACCUUAUCGCCGAUGUAGCCGUCGUAAAGCAAGGAUACUCGAAUAUGGCACUCGCAGCUGCUAUCGGAGGACCAUUAUUCAAUUUACUUAUCGGUUUCGGACUUCCAUUCUCGAUCGCGCGUGCAAAGGGGACGCCGAUUGAAGUAAAUUUCUCUACAAUCAACCAUGUGCUCGUUUUAUUCUUGGGUACAUCACUCGCAUUCAGUUUGAUAGCAAUGAUCGUGCAAAGAUUUUAUCUGAGAAAAGUGUACGCUGCUUGUCUCAUCGGCAUCUAUGCGGCUUUCCUCACGAUGGUCGCGCUCACCGAAACGAAAGUUUUCACUUGGGGAGGCGAUGAUGAU